UAUGAUGACGCAUAAGAUAAUUUUAAGUGACAAAACAAAAACCGAGAUCAAUUUAUAAACUAUAAAUGCGUUAAGCAUUAGAUGGUAAUCAUCAGUGAUAUAUAUUUUGUUAAAGGAGACCAGCAUAAUUUACGAGGAUGCUUCGCUACCUCGUUUUGCUGUCUCUGGCCUCUGUGGCCGUGGCCUACUUUAACCCUCACUAUGCCGCGGGCCGGAGCACCAUGGUCCAUCUCUUCGAAUGGAAGUGGGAUGACAUCGCGGCUGAGUGUGAGCGGUUUCUCGGCCCAAGGGGAUUUGGUGGUAUUCAGGUGUCUCCCGUAAACGAGAACUUGAUCAUCUGGUCUCAUAACCGGCCCUGGUGGGAGCGUUAUCAGCCCAUCUCCUACAGGCUUUUCACCCGUUCUGGAAACGAACAACAGUUCGCCAACAUGGUCCGGCGAUGCAACAAUGCUGGUGUCAGGAUUUAUGUCGACGCCAUCAUCAACCACAUGACGGGCACUUGGAGCGAGAACACUGGAACUGGAGGCAGCACCGCCAAUUAUGGAAACUGGCACUACCCAUCGGUACCUUAUGGAAGAAACGACUUCAAUUUCCCCCAUUGCGUCAUCAGCGGCAGUGAUUACGGUUGCUGCGCUGACAGGGUACGAAACUGCGAGCUUUCCAGUCUGAAGGACUUGAACCAAGGCACUGAGUAUGUCCGUACACAGAUUGUCAACUUCAUGAACCACCUCAUUAGCUUGGGUGUUGCUGGUUUCAGAAUCGAUGCCGCUAAGCACAUGUGGCCAUCGGACCUGCGCGUAAUCUACGACAGGCUACACAACUUGAACACAAAUCAUGGCUUCCCAGCUGGUGCUCGUCCUUAUAUCUACCAGGAGGUCAUUGACCUUGGCAAUGAAGCUGUUAGCCGGAACGAAUACACUCCUCUUGCAGCAGUCACGGAGUUCAGAUUCGGCAUGGAAUUGAGUAGAGCAUUCCAAAGAGGAAAUGCUCUCAGAUGGUUGUACAACUGGGGUCCACAAUGGGGUCUAUUGGCUUCAUCCGUGUCUCUUGUCUUCAUUGAUAACCACGACAACCAAAGGGGCCAUGGCGCUGGUGGUGAUAUCCUCACUUACAAGAGUGCCAGGGCUUACAAGGGAGCUAUUGCCUUCAUGAUGGCUCACCCCUACGGUCAACCUCAGUUGAUGAGCAGUUUCGCCUUUACCAACACUGAAGCUGGUCCUCCAAUGGAUAAUAGUGGCAAUAUUAUCUCUCCUGCUAUCAACUCUGAUGGAACGUGUGGUAAUGGUUGGGUGUGCGAGCACCGCUGGCGUCAGAUCUUCCAGAUGGUUCAAUUCAGGAAUGUAGCUGGCACCACAGGCCUCAACGACUGGUGGGACAACGGCGGCAACCAGAUCGCUUUCUGUCGCGGUGGCCAGGCCUUCAUCGCUUUCAACCUUGAGUACUGGGCGUUAAAUCAGAGCCUACAGACCUGCCUCCCAGCUGGUAGAUACUGUGACAUCGCCUCCGGUACUAAGAACGGUAACAGCUGCACUGGGAAGACGGUGACUGUCGGCAAUGAUGGCCGUGCCAACAUCAACAUCGGUCCCGACGACUACGACAUGUACUUGGCUAUCCACAGGGGUGCUGACUCACUACUCUAAGCUGAACGACCCGAGAGAAAUGAAGAUUACCUUGUAUUUAAUCUGAAAGUAUGUUUUCAAUGUUUUGACGUGUAAAUUGAUUUAUUGCUUACACUUCUUACUUAUUAUACAUUGAACUAAGUUUGAA
Plodia interpunctella (Indianmeal moth) is the source of this 1767-nucleotide messenger RNA. RefSeq names its product alpha-amylase 4N-like. Gene Ontology annotation, biological process: carbohydrate metabolic process. Lineage: Eukaryota; Metazoa; Arthropoda; Insecta; Lepidoptera; Pyralidae. The transcript has 9 exons. The coding region runs from base 138 to 1640 and encodes 500 amino acids. The record is from RefSeq and is a predicted model, not a curated record. Gene Ontology annotation, molecular function: cation binding; alpha-amylase activity.